This is a messenger RNA of Zymoseptoria tritici IPO323, 2318 nucleotides long. RefSeq lists its product as uncharacterized. Lineage: Eukaryota; Fungi; Ascomycota; Dothideomycetes; Mycosphaerellales; Mycosphaerellaceae. The transcript has a single exon. The record is from RefSeq and is a predicted model, not a curated record. The coding region runs from base 31 to 2247 and encodes 738 amino acids.
UCUUCCCUGUGCGGAGCGAUCUCCAUCAAUAUGCGAAUCCGCCUGCGCAUCGAGCGCAACGAGCUUCCUCCCGUCGCCAUUCUUUGGACCUUUAGCGAAACACAGCUCAGCGAAACGAUUGCACAAUUCAUGGAACGAGUGAACGAGCGUUUUCCGCUGGAGGGCAAUACCUGGGGAUUCGAAGACUACGCCGUCAGUCUAGGCGGCUACGAAGCCCAACACUACUGCGAGGUGGGCGAUGCGUUUGAAAAGGAUGAUGAGGUGGUCAUCAGGCCAUUGCUGUUCAAGGAGAAGAGAGCGAGAACGAUUACAGGGAGAGACCAGAUCAGUGGUGAUGGCAGACAUCUGAUUGAUGGGGUAGCUUUCGGGAGGCCGUUGUUGAAGAGGGUUGUUCGUCCGGAUAUCAACAUCCCGCCAAGGAAGAGGCAGAAGCUGGACAGUGGAUCGGAGGACAAUGCGCUGGUGCGGUUCGAGGAUGUUGAUAGUGGAGAUGAUGACGACGGGGACGAUGACGAUGAAGAAGACGGCGAUUUCGAGGACGAAGACGGAUCGCUGGAUGGACGGGCGGUCGCGGAAGAUGCUGUUUCUGCAUCCAUGAGGAAAAGUGCAGAAGAUGAGAUCGGAGACAGCGGAGAUGACGAGGAGCAUGAUGACGGGGAGGGCGAUGCAAGAUUCGGAGCGAAUGCGACAGGGGACACAGCAGAAGACCUCAGCGAGGGUUCGUCAGAAGAAGACAGCGACAGCGACAGCGACAAUGACAGCUCCAGCUCCAGCUCCAGCGAAAGCUCUAGCGACGACUCAUCAAGUGACGACUCCUCACACGAUGCAUCCAGCAGUGUGCCAGUCAAACCGCUGUCCGCAUUCGCGGAGUCUCUUCCCUCAGCGCCAUCGGCUAACAACGGGAAACAAAAGUCACUGCCUCACGAAGGAGGUAAACGGACCCGGGCUCGAAACGUGCGGCGGCGCGAAGCGAAACGACUCAAUUACCUCAAGGAAGCGGGAUGUUUACCAGGAAAUGCCAGUUUUGACGACAUGGAUGCCUGGCUGAAAAUAAACCCCAUGCCCAGUAAGCUAAUUGCUGACAGAGCUUUGAACAACGAGAUGCUCGAGCGGAAGAGGCAACAACUGCUUAUCGACAUUGCCGGUGGCGGAGUCGAUGUCGACAGCCCGAAUGAUCAGCUGAGGGUGGAUCUGGCCACAGCAGUGGAAGAACAACCUCCAACCAGAGUGGAAGAGGGAGAAAUAUGGGAAGGACCGGAAGACGAAAGACCAGAAGACCUACCGACUAGUCCCGAACCGAUCACUCAGAAUAAAGCAACGUCCAAGUUCUCAAGAAAGCACGACAGGAAACCCGCUCCAACCUCCCCACGCGCCCGAAUCAAUCUCGCUGCUUCCAAUCGCCUGGUGUUCGGCUCCCUCGGCGUCCGCACGCCCAAGACUCAAGCCGAAAAAGACGCUCUAAAAGAGAAGCUCGCCGCCCGUCAUACAAAGGUCGUCGUUCCACCCAUCUUGCCUACGCUCGUCGAGACUCCCGCUGAGGAGGACGUGGAGCCGGACGCAUGGCAAGAGAAGGUCACUAUAUCCGCCGUAGAGUGCGUGGACGAAGGCGUAGUCCUUUCGGCACCGCCAUUCCCAUUUGAGCAGAGGUGGGACCCGCAGUAUGCUAAGAAGAGGACGAGGAAUAGCGCGCUUUACAAUGCUGGCAAGCGCAGUAAGAAGAGGAAGAGGAACGAUGGUGGCGAGGACUUCGUUGAGACGUAUGACAAGUACAAUCAGGACGGUGGCGGGGACGCGCUGAACUAUGAUGAUGAGGAAGAGGAGCUCGAGGAUGACGAAUACUGGGAGGAAGGUGCACUUCUUGACGGCGAUGAGGAGGAGAGUGAUGGCUUUCCGCCCUUGCCGGAGGACACUUCGACGCUCGAGUCUCUUGCAGAGUCUGAUGCGGCCGUGGGUGACUACAUCAUCUACACGGAAAUGGCAUGUUCAGCAGCAACAUCGUGGGCACCGCAAAUGCUGUCGCAGAGAGCCAAGGUGGACAGCAAAGACGAGAUCGAUGGAAGCUGGAGGCUACUGCUCCCGCAGCAGCGCAAAGCUACCCAGUACGAUGAGGAUGGCAAUCGCCUCUAUGAGAAAUUUGAGAUGGAAGGGUUCAACGAAGAUGACGAGGGUGAGAAGAAUGUGCUCUGGUCGGAGCUGAUGGAUGUCAAGCUACUGCAGCGUGGCGAGGGUGUGGUCGAGGUGGCGUGAUGGCGCUGCCGGGCUACGUAACGCUCGAGAACAGUUACUUUGCCUGGCUAUAUAGCCGGAACGGUACUGGU